Molecule: messenger RNA, 578 nt
Organism: Caenorhabditis elegans
Lineage: Eukaryota; Metazoa; Nematoda; Chromadorea; Rhabditida; Rhabditidae
Gene: F35H10.6
Product: Spindle and kinetochore-associated protein 2
Exons: 4
Coding region: 6-482 (158 amino acids)
Biological process (GO): protein folding
Cellular component (GO): prefoldin complex
Source: RefSeq, marked reviewed
CUCAAAUGGAAAACUAUGUCUCUGCACAGGAAAGAUACAUGAAGUAUUUGGAAGAUUUGUCAGAAAAUGUUAUUCAUCCUAAAAUUGCAACUGAGGAGAAGGAAUUCAAAAAGUUGCAAAAACAGUGCGAGGAGUAUGCAAAACUCAAGUUCACAUGUCAACGGCUUCUGAAUGAGGCUCCAAAAACAACAGAAGGAAAGACCGAACUGGGACAGAGAGUUUUUAUGAAUAUUGAAGUGAGAGACACGAAGCAUGUGGUUGUUAAGCUGUGUGACGAUGUUUAUGUGGAGAUGAAGCUUCAAGACGCUAUCAAAACAUGUGAUCGGAAGAUGGACAGCUUAAAAAAUAUGAUGGAAAAACUGCAAAAGUCAACCAAUAAACUGAAAACCGACUUGACAAUGCUUCUUGCCACGAUGGAUAUGCCAUAUGUGGAACCAUUCAGAUUCACACUUCCUUCAGACUUCCCGUUUCGAAUGGAAUAAUAUUUGAAUUUGUUCAAUUUGUUUUUUUUUCCUAUUUUUCCCAGGUCUCAUCCACAUUUCCCUACGAUUUCUUUAAAUAAAUAACUUGUUUGUUUC